Messenger RNA from Plasmodium inui San Antonio 1, 1326 nucleotides. RefSeq lists its product as hypothetical. Lineage: Eukaryota; Apicomplexa; Aconoidasida; Haemosporida; Plasmodiidae. The record is from RefSeq and is a predicted model, not a curated record. Bases 1 to 1326 code for a protein of 441 amino acids. The transcript is spliced from 3 exons.
AUGGAGUACACACCAAAUGAAGAAAAGAGGACAGACUACUUCGGCGUCAUAACGAAUUUAUUAAAUUACUUCUCACUGGGCAUUGAUGAUACGGUAAACCCACAGGUCAACUCGCCCGGCGUGCAAAAAGAUGGCAGAGGAGCAACCCGUCACCGACGAAACAGCAUACAACAAGUAGUUUACAAUUUGAAGUUGAGGAGAGCAUCCGACUUGAAGACCUCCACUCGGUUUGGCUUGGACGCCCCGGCGAUGCACGACAGAAAGGGAUUCGAGAAACAACGCCAAGAAGAAGACAACGCUUCGACUAACGUGCACCCCACGAAGUGCGAGCAGGCGCCAAACACAAGAGACAGCUCGGUGGAAAAUUGCCUGAACGGAUCAAGUGAAAGAAGAAAGAAAAAAAAAAAAAAGAAAAAAAAUGCAAAAAAUAGGGAUAACCAGUACACUUCCAGUUUUGAUCUUUCCGGGGGGGAAUUCUUUCAACUGAAGGAGCAGAGUGGGGGGGAAGACUCCGAAGUGGAGAAACGUAAAGAGGAGCGGAAGAAAAAGCGUGAAAAGGGCAAGAAAAAGUCGAAGAAGAAAAGCAAGAGGAAGGAGGAAGAGGAAAAGACGAAGGAGAAGACCGCCGAAGCCGACGACACCGGCCACGACGCAGAAAACGCUGAUCACUCUGAACUGGAUCGGGGGAUCGAGGGGAAAAAACGAAACGGAGUAUGUGACAAAACGGGUGAUGGUGAUGAACCCCACUGGGAAGAGGAAGCAGUUAACAUGGGAGAAGACGCAGGGGGAGGGGUGUGCGUGCUCGAAGAAACGAAGAAAACGAAGAAAAUGAAGAGCGUGAAAAAGACGAAGAAGAAAAAGGCAAGGCGGGAAGAGAUGCAGGUAGACGAGACGAACUCCAUUGAAAAUGACUCCGCUGAAAAUGGCUCAGCUGAUAUGAAACCCGUGAGGCGUACGAGCGAACCGAGGAAUCCAUCAAACACAACAAAAGAAAAACAUAACAAUGUUCGCAAGAGGAGAAACACCACAGUAAGUAGCAGCUUCGUUCAACCGCCUCAAAGCAGCAACUCCGAUGAGCCAAAUUUCCUACACGGGGUUCACGAGGCCGAGUCACAAAAAAAAGAUUUCGUAAAGGCGCAGGAUAAAGUAGCCAUAAAUUACAUUUCGGACAGCAAGAAGAGUUAUAUCAGCAUACGGAGCAGUAAUAGAGAUAAGGAUGAUGUGAUACAAUUACCCAAGUUGAAUUUAUCAACGCGAGGGGGUGGGUCUUCAUCGGGUGAGGAGAAUGAGACGACGGACGAGGGGGAUGUGCUCUCACUCCAUUAG